Molecule: messenger RNA, 1257 nt
Organism: Cucumis melo (muskmelon)
Lineage: Eukaryota; Viridiplantae; Streptophyta; Magnoliopsida; Cucurbitales; Cucurbitaceae
Product: origin of replication complex subunit 6
Exons: 10
Coding region: 159-1013 (284 amino acids)
Biological process (GO): DNA replication initiation; DNA replication
Cellular component (GO): nuclear origin of replication recognition complex
Molecular function (GO): DNA binding
Source: RefSeq, a predicted model, not a curated record
AUGGCGCCAAAAGUGUUGCCCCAAAUCGUCCUCAGCGACUGCGCGCGAAAACCCCAACCGUCCCGCCAUUUUCUUUCGUUUAUCUCCCAUCUUCCUCCCUCAUUUCCAUUCCAACUCCUCUUCACCCUCAACCAAUCCCUCCUCUAAUUUGCUCCCUUAUGGAUUUCCACAACAUUGCCAGGAAGCUCGAUCUUGCCGAUUCCGAAUCCCUCAUCCGAAAAGCUGGGGAGCUUCGUCGACUCUCCGAUCUCCAUUUCAAUUCUUCCCUUAUUGGCAUUGGUGAGGUUUGCAAGGCCGUCAUCUGUUUGGAAAUUGCCGCUACCAGAUUAGGGGUUUUGUUUGAUAGAUCCAGUGCAAUCAAGUUAGCUGGGAUGUCGGAAAAAGCGUACACCAGAUCUUUCAAUUUGUUGCAGAAUGGUCUUGGUUUCAAAAGUAGGCUCGACAUCAGAGAAUUGGCAGUACAGUUUGGGUGUGUUAGGCUUGUUGCUUCAGUCCAAAAGGGCUUAUCUCUAUACAAGGAUCGCUUUGUUGCAUCACUUCCAGCUUCUCGACGUGUUAGUGCUGACUUCUCUCGACCAGUAUUUACAGCUGUAGCUUUUUACUUGUGUGCAAAAAAGAACAAGCUAAAGGUUGACAAAGUUAAGCUCAUUGAACUCAGUGGAACAUCUGAAUCUGAAUUUUCAUGUGUUGCCACUUCUAUGAAGGACUUGUGCUUUGAUGUGUUUGGGAUUUCUAGUGUAAAGAAAGAUCCCAGGGAUGCCAAAGGGAACAGAGACUUGUUAGAUGCAUUGCCAGAGAAAAGAAAACGCGAGGAUGGCGGCUAUUUAUCUGAUGAUUGCGAAGAGUUUCCAAGAUCAAAACGAUGCAAGCCAACGGCUGAACAGACCUAUAAUCAGUGGAAAUCCUCUGUCAUUGCUUCCAAUAACUUGACCAAGACAAAAGUUCUUGGCAAGCGAACAAGGCAAACUUCCAUCCACUUUUUUAAGGAAAUUAAAGAAACAGAUGUUAAAUAGGGAGAUGAUCAAAUCUUUGUGUGCCACAGUACUAAUUGAUUUGCUUACCCAGAGUUGAGCAUUUGAGCUUCAGCAUCAGGAAGAUAACAUUUAUGAUGUUUAUUUUAUACAAAUAAAUAAAUUUUUAUACUUCCAAACCAGGUUAUAGCAAUUGUAAUUAGUAAUUCUAUUCAUUUUUGAAACAGUUACUGAAGAUGUUGAUUCAUUUUUUAAUAUUGAUGUCCAAUCCUCUAUUGUAUAGGUA